Molecule: messenger RNA, 2163 nt
Organism: Trematosphaeria pertusa
Lineage: Eukaryota; Fungi; Ascomycota; Dothideomycetes; Pleosporales; Trematosphaeriaceae
Exons: 2
Coding region: 250-1695 (481 amino acids)
Biological process (GO): regulation of DNA-templated transcription; aflatoxin biosynthetic process
Cellular component (GO): nucleus
Molecular function (GO): DNA binding; DNA-binding transcription factor activity, RNA polymerase II-specific; zinc ion binding
Source: RefSeq, a predicted model, not a curated record
CCAACAUCGCAAUUCGUGCAGCCUCCCCUGCCCUUGCAGGCCCCCAAGCGUCAGCUUUGACGCCCUCCGGCCAUCAUCCUGGUCAGUCCUGCAUCCCUUCCAGAUCCGCUGCCCGCCUCGGGGCUAGCGCCCUGAAGCUGCACCUUGCUGCAACUCUGCAUCCUCCUCUUCGCCCAUAUAUAAUACUCCCUGCUAUCCAGUCCACCCACAGAUGCUCCAUCCCAAGCUGCUGCUCAACCCACACUCACCAUGUUCCAAGCUGUUCCGCAGACAUACACUUCUCAGCCGUCUCCAUCGCCCCCAAUUGACGCCAUGUCCCUCCCACCUCCUCCUCCUCCUCCUUCUCAGCAGAACAGCAUCGUCACCACCAGUCCUGCCGCCGAGCAGAAGCCCCGCAAGCUGCGAGCUUCCUGCGAUGCCUGCUCCCGCGCAAAGGUCAAGUGUGACAAAGUCAGGCCUACCUGCCACCGCUGUGGCAACAUGGGCAUUUGCUGCAACUACUCGCCGUCGAUGAGGCUGGGCAAGCCGCGCAAGAACAGGAACCCAGACGGCACAAUCAUGCGCGACGUAUCGCCCGCUAGCUCCUGUGGACCGCUGGGACCGCGGCCGGACAUGAUACCCCGCACAACUUCCUACACUGCAGAGAGCUCUCCCGAGCCAACAGAUCCCUUCUUCUUCGGCCCAGCAACGCCCGAGUAUCACUUCCAGGACGCCUACAUGGCCCACGGCUACGAAGGCAGCCAGUCGCCCUAUUCGGAAGCUGGCUCCUUCGUCAGCGGCUGGUCCAACGACGACCAUAUCAUGUUCCAGAGCCCAUCCGAGAUGUUCACAAGCAUGCCACAAUUCCCCCCGCCCCCGUCACCGUAUGCGGGACAUGUUCGGUCCACCAGCGUCCAGAGCCAGCCCGAAGCGUAUGCCCCCAUGGAAGGCAUUCACUCGCCGCCAAUGGCGAGCCCGCACUAUUACGGCGGUAUGGAGCAUCAGCAAAGCCUCCCCAUAUUUUCCCACGAUAAGGUGACUGCCUCCCCUCCCCCAAUGGUUGCCGCGCCUCUUCCUACGCCUCCCACUUCGGCUACUGCUCAAAGCCACGACUGCACUCAGUUCGCCUUCCAGACACUGAACAGCCUCUACUCGCCACCAUCUUCUCAGCCUGCUGCUGGUGACUUCAACGGUGCCUCCAAUGGCCUGCCAACGCUCGACACGGUCCUCGCGACAAACAAGGCGGCCGUCGACAAGCUCUUCGUCCUGCUCGGCUGCCAGUGCUCCUCGAACCCUCACUUCUCCACGACGAUUGCUUUCACCAUCGUCAAGAUCCUGUCCUGGUAUCAAGCCAUUGCCGGAGUCAACCAGUCCGAGGGAGAAGUCAACACGCAGAUGGAGGCUUUCACCCACACGCCCAUCUCCCUCGGCGAGUUCAGGCUUGAGGGCGAGGACGAGCACACGUUCAGGACUCAACUCGUUCUUACCGAGCUGCGCAAGGUGGAGAAGCUCAUCGACAAGUUCUCGGAGCGGUACUGCAGGUCGGCCAACCCAGCCGAGACGGGCAUCGACGGCGGCGUCUACGGCGCGCUUGAGUCUCUACUGCGCACCCGCGUGCGCGACACCUUCAAGGUGACGAUGCGCACCGCGCCCGAAGAGGUCAAGAGGCAAGUUGCCUCGCGGAGCCAGAACCGCAACCGCACUCAUACGCUAUGAGCUUCCCCUUUUGAUGCGUUCUUAGCGACUGUAUAAUGUUGGCUUUCCAUGUUUGUUCUUUUUCUCCAUCUAUCUCUCUCUUGCUUCUUUCGAUAUCACGACGCGCAUCCUGGCGCCACGCACUAUAGACUUGGGUUCAUGGGUCCCCAACGGACCUGGGGUUAUCAUCAUUACUUACUACAGCUAUUGUCUAUUGGCUAGUUCGCAUUGGUAUCUUUGUCGCUACCUAAGGGUACACUGCUCUCCAGCCUCGUUGGAAUGAGAUGAUUAUUCAUUUGUACAUAUUUUUGGAAGGAGACAAGGGGCAGUGUAGCGUCACGCAGCAGCAAUAUAGGCUAUGCAAGGGAAAGUCGGCAAGCACGUGUGUGUCUUGCCCUUGGAUUGAUGAGUAGGUGCGUGUGCGAUAUGAAAUGAGAUGAAAUGAAAUGACGUUCUCAUCCUUCCGCCUCAUCCCUCUUGAGCUUAGAC